AUGUCUCCAACAGACCAACUCCCACCUAGCCUCGAGGGAUCGCCCCUCAAGGCGCUGCCUAAUGAGAUCCUAGCUCAAAUAGCAGGAUACCUGCACACAAGGGACCCAAGCUCCCAGGGCCUCCUGAACCUCCGGCUAACAUGCCAAAAGCUCAAUGAAAUAGCCAGCCAGAGGCUAUUUCGCAGAAGGAGCUUCAAUCUACAUCGCAUGCCAGACUGCCUCAUAAACCUGCAGCCAGUUCAGCGGAAACUUGGGCUCUUGACAAACUAUGCACGACACGUGCGUGUCGUGCACAUCGAAAACCGAAACCAUUGUCGGCAUGACGAUGAAGAUGAGGGGUGUCCUCUCGCCGCCGUUCGAUACCUGGAAGGGAUCUCUGGACUGAUCCAGCUUAAGAUUGCUGGAAAAGGGAAUGGUUACCAGAUCAUCAAUCAGGAAUUCCACGCCCUAUUACAGCAGGCGAGCGUCCUAGCGCCGCCGCAGGACCGGAUCUUUCAAAACCUGCGUUCCGUCGACAUUGUCAUUGGACAACAAGCGCAGAGCCCUGCAGGAAAGUCCCAAAGCCCAAGGGGUCUUGGAAUCCUGUUUUUCAUCCCUCAGCUCCGAGAACUCUUCCUUCGCCACGCCAUAAUCACAUCUGAAUUAGGCGUCCGAGACCCUGCGGCCCACGUAGGGUCUACCGGCCUAAGAACUUUGCACUUAGGCGACUGCCAAUUGGAUUUCAGGGUGCUGGCCGAUAUUCUCUCCCUCCCCUCGACGCUGAAGCAUCUGGUGCUUAUUCACAACCAGCAUCGACCCGAUCCCGCUCUGGCACCAGAUGUUUUCCCCCUGGAGGAGUAUCUGGAAGGGGAGAUCUCAACAGAGGAUGUCUUCGGUGGAAUCUGGCGCCAGCGCCAGUCUCUAGAGACGCUGGUGGCACACGAUCUCAGAGACGGUCUGAGAUCGGACCGUUUGUACGAGUUGAUUUCGCAACACGAGGCCGAAUUCCCGGCGUUUGUGACAUGGCGAAUUUGA
Molecule: messenger RNA, 1014 nt
Organism: Penicillium brevicompactum
Lineage: Eukaryota; Fungi; Ascomycota; Eurotiomycetes; Eurotiales; Aspergillaceae
Product: F-box protein
Exons: 2
Coding region: 1-1014 (337 amino acids)
Molecular function (GO): protein binding
Source: RefSeq, a predicted model, not a curated record